Messenger RNA from Sphaeramia orbicularis (orbiculate cardinalfish), 1851 nucleotides. RefSeq names its product E3 ubiquitin/ISG15 ligase TRIM25-like. The transcript is spliced from 7 exons. The record is from RefSeq and is a predicted model, not a curated record. Gene Ontology annotation, molecular function: zinc ion binding. Lineage: Eukaryota; Metazoa; Chordata; Actinopteri; Kurtiformes; Apogonidae. The coding region runs from base 101 to 1456 and encodes 451 amino acids.
CCCUCCCUCUUCCACUUCCUGUAAACAAAGCAGAAGCAGCUGUCAGGGGGGAUUCCUGUGUUUUCGCUAAUUUUCCACAUCUACUUCAGCGUUUCCGACGAUGGCCCAGGCAGGAGUGGUCCUCGACAAGGACCAGUUUAACUGUUCCAUAUGUCUGGACGUGUUAAAGUCUCCGGUGACCAUCCCCUGCGGGCACAGUUACUGCUCAGGCUGCAUCCAGAACUACUGGGACCAGGACGACUACCUGGGCAUUUUUGUGUGUCCGCAGUGUCGGCGGAGCUUUAACCCGAGGCCGGUGCUCGCCAGGAACACCAUGUUAGCCGACGUGGUGGAAAAAUUUAAAAACACCGGACUUCAGGACGUAACGACUCCCGUAAGCCCAAGUUUUGCGGAGGCGGACGAUGUGGAAUGUGACGUGUGUCCAGGGAGGAAAAACAAAGCUGUCAAGUCAUGUCUGGUGUGUUUGGCCUCCUACUGUGAGCUCCACGUCCAGCCCCACUACGAGUCUGCCGCUUUCAAGAAGCACAAGCUGGUGUCGGCCUCUAAAAAACUCCAGGAGACCAUUUGUCCCCGUCAUGAUAAGCUGCUGGAGGUGUACUGCCGCACCGACAGCCAGUGUAUCUGCUACCUGUGUCUGACUGAUGAACACAAAGGGCACGACACGGUGCUGGUGGAUAAAGAAAUACAAGAAAAACAGACGCAGCUUGGUGAGAUGAAGCAGAACUCUCAGCUGAAAAUCCAGCAAAGAGAAAAAGAGGCCCAGGAGCUGAGGCAGGCCAUUUUUUCUCUCACUCGUUCUGCUCGGGCAGCAUCUGAGGAGACCGACAAGGUUUUUACGGAACUGAUUCGGUCAAUCGAGCUGAAGCGUUUCGAGGUCAGAGAGCUGAUCAGAGCGCAGGAGAAGACGGCUGUAGGUCAGGCCGAACAGCUGCUGGACAAAAUCCAGAGGGAAAUCGCAGAACUAAAGAAGAACGAGGCUGAAAUAGAUAAAGUUUCUCACACUGAGGAUCAUGUUGCUUUUCUGCAGAGUUGUCAGUCUAUCCAACCCCCACCAGUGUUGUCAGCUUUACCAUCAGUCAUCGCCGACCCCAGCUUCACCUUUGGCCCCGCCAUGACAGCCGUGUCAGAUUUUAAAGGACUGUUACAAGAGGUGUGCCAAGGAGGAUUUGUCAGCAUCUAUGAGAGAGUGAGAGAUGUAGGGAUUGUAGGGGUUCCAAAUCCUGGUAUGCAGGUAGAAACUGCACAGCCCACCGAGGGGGAAUCAGCUGCACAAAUGGGUGCGACAUUAGCGAUCCCUUCACCCGGUCUAGAUCAAAGCCCUGUGAACCCUCUCAACCCUUUCCUCAACCCAGGACCUGCUGUGCCUAAUUUUGUCUUCAGCACAUUAGGCUCCAAACUGUCCUCGGGAUCCAGACAGAGGCACUUUCAGCGACGCCCUCACCCCAGGAGGAAAUGAGAUUCGUAGCAGACAUCGAAAUCAGAAUUUGAAAUACACAGACGUGAUUAUACUUGAGUGCUUUCUGCGAUUAUCUUGACCUCACACAUCUAUACCGGCUAAUACGCACUACGAACUGUCUAUCAUUUGGUAUUAGUUGUAUUUACCAAUUAACUUAAUCAACUUAAUGAUGACAAUGCAUUUCCUUAUUGUAUAAAGCAUGUCAAAGAUGGCCUAAACUUAUUGUAAUUUUUCAGUAUUUUCAAAAGAGCUGCCUUAUAAUUUCAGUUUUAUAGUUUUUAUGAAGCUAUCCUUUUUUUUAAUUAAACAUGUUUAGUCAACUCUAAUUAUUUUUGCUGUGUUAUGUAUUAGCUCUGUUACAUGCUGCCAUUAAAAACAAAGGCUUGUAUAAAGUA